AGCGAGAGAGUAUUCUAGGGUUUUCUAGGGUUUCAGUUCAAACCCCGAAAGGCGAUCGAUUUCGCUGUCACUUCGGCCCCUCUUCUCUUUUGAUCUCUCUCGAUUCUCAUCGCAUUCGAUCUUCGCCAGUUUCUGGAGCUCACUUGUUGCUGCUCUAAUGGCGCGGCUAUUUAAAGAUGAAGCGACUGAAGAGAAGGGAGAGCGAGCUAGAAUGGUUACACAUGUUGGUGCAGUGUCAAUUGCUGAUUUAGUUAAGACGACUUUAGGGCCUAAGGGAAUGGACAAAAUUUUGCAGUCCACUGGGAGAGGGCGUACUGUUACAGUCACCAAUGAUGGUGCUACUAUCUUAAAGUCACUCCAUAUUGAUAACCCUGCUGCAAAAGUUCUUGUUGAUAUUUCGAAAGUUCAAGAUGAUGAAGUGGGUGAUGGGACAACUUCUGUUGUUGUUUUGGCUGGAGAGCUUUUGAGGGAAGCUGAAAAGUUAAUCAUGACAAAGAUUCAUCCCAUGACUAUUAUAGCAGGUUAUAGAAUGGCUGCUGAAUGUGCACGGAAUGCAUUGUCAAAGAAAGCCAAGGAUAACAAACAAGAUCCAGAGAAAUUCAAGUCAGAUUUGAUGAACAUUGCAAUGACAACUUUGAGUUCAAAAAUUCUCUCCCAGGACAAGGAACACUUUGCUACACUUGCAGUUGAUGCUGUUAUGAGGCUUAAGGGUAGUACAAAUUUGGAGUCAAUUCAAAUAAUCAAGAAGGCUGGAGGUUCCUUGAAGGAUUCAUUUUUAGACGAAGGAUUCAUUCUUGAUAAGAAAAUUGGCAUUGGCCAACCUAAACGAAUUGAGAAUGCUAAUAUCUUGGUGGCAAACACAGCUAUGGACACCGACAAAGUUAAGAUAUAUGGUGCCCGAGUUCGUGUCGAUUCAAUGGCAAAGGUAGCACAGAUUGAAGGAGCGGAGAAGGAGAAAAUGAAAGAAAAAGUGCAGAAAAUCAUUGCUCAUGGGAUCAAUUGCUUUGUUAAUCGACAGUUAAUAUAUAACUUCCCGGAGGAACUUUUUGCAGAUGCAGGGAUACUUGCCAUUGAACAUGCUGAUUUUGAUGGGAUUGAGCGUCUCGCUCUAGUUACUGGUGGUGAAAUUGCAUCUACCUUUGAUAACCCUGAGUCUGUUAAGCUCGGUCAUUGCAAGCUUAUUGAAGAAAUCAUGAUUGGGGAAGACAAGUUGAUCCAUUUUUCUGGGGUUGAAAUGGGUCAGGCAUGUACCAUAGUCCUAAGAGGUGCAAGUCACCAUGUUCUUGAUGAAGCCGAAAGGUCCCUGCAUGAUGCUCUCUGUGUCCUCUCUCAGACAGUAAAUGACACCCGAGUUUUACUCGGUGGUGGGUGGCCUGAGAUGGUGAUGGCAAAAGAUGUGGAUGAACUCGCUCGCAAGACUCCUGGAAAGAAGUCCCAUGCUAUUGAAGCUUUCUCUCGGGCACUACAAGCAAUUCCUACUAUCAUUGCUGACAAUGCUGGCUUGGACAGUGCUGAGUUAAUCUCACAGCUUCGUGCUGAACAUCACAAGGAGAACAGUAAUGCAGGGGUCGAUGUUAUAACUGGCAGUGUAGGAGAUAUGGAGAAGCUCGGCAUCUCAGAAUCUUUCAAGGUUAAGCAAGCCGUACUAUUAUCAGCUACUGAGGCUGCUGAAAUGAUACUAAGGGUUGAUGAGAUUAUAACCUGUGCACCGAGGAAGAGGGAGGAGAGAAUGGGACACUAGUUAGUUGAGAUAUAGUUCUCUAGCUAAGAUUUUGGCACGCAUGAGUCUAGUCUGUACUUUUGAUCGGUUGAAAAAUUAAUUCCGUCGGAUAUCGAAACCUUAACAUGGUGGUGGUCAAGUGUGGCUUUUGUUUUAGUUUAUUUUUUGGGGGGGGUUUGUUUUUAUGUUAACUCCUAUACUUCUGUAACAAUCUUGUGUUGUCUUGUUAAUGCUAUAUUUAAGCUGUUUAUGCCAAUUUGGAACUUAAGACU
Messenger RNA from Asparagus officinalis (garden asparagus), 1992 nucleotides. RefSeq names its product T-complex protein 1 subunit beta. Gene Ontology annotation, molecular function: ATP-dependent protein folding chaperone; ATP binding; ATP hydrolysis activity. The transcript is spliced from 11 exons. The record is from RefSeq and is a predicted model, not a curated record. Bases 158 to 1741 code for a protein of 527 amino acids. NCBI's taxonomy places the organism in Eukaryota, Viridiplantae, Streptophyta, Magnoliopsida, Asparagales, Asparagaceae. Gene Ontology annotation, cellular component: chaperonin-containing T-complex; cytosol. Gene Ontology annotation, biological process: protein folding.